This is a messenger RNA of Amoebophrya sp. A25, 321 nucleotides long. Lineage: Eukaryota; Dinophyceae; Syndiniales; Amoebophryaceae. The record is from the annotation of a GenBank genome assembly.
GGAAGGGGAACCAGACGGAGACGUUCAUUAUCUGGACUUGGCGGAAGCGUAUGGGUUCUGCAGAACGACUGCAAUUACUGGCGCUGAUGCUAACACUGCCGACCUCAACCCACCUGACGGCGUGACGCUGCUGGAUGUUUUGCGAUUCUUUAGCGUUGGUGGACCUGCUGAACAGCAACAAGGUGAAAAAUAUUAUGCGUUUUCCAGUGUGCAUCGGAGACUUCUCCAUGAACUGUGGAACGCGGGAUACAGGCUUACAGACAUGAGCUUGCGCUCGCAAGAUGUAGAUGAAGAAGGUCCGUGGAUGGUGCCCGUUUCCGG